AUGGCGAGCGACGAUGGCGUAACCCAGACUUGGUUGAGUCUGACCGCUGUCCUCGGGUUGUUUGCGGCCGACCUCCCCUGGUACGCGUCUCAACUGAACAGAGAGGGCCUGUCAGUCACAGAUCGUGGGUCCAUCGAGGACUUCCGCGUAUUCUUCCGCCACGAGAUCAAGCAGAUGGCCAUGCUUCUCAAGCCCGAUCGAGGGUGGAGUCAUCUCUCGGAGGAUAGUGCGAAGGAACUAGGGACCAAACUAGGCCAGGUUCUCCAGCUCCUAGAAUCCCAAAUUGACGACGAAGUCGUUGAGGUCUGUACCAGAAAAUACAGAAGUGAGCAACGCAAGGUAGAACCCCCGGUUGACAACGUUGUCACGUCGACCUUGUUCUGGGCUGCUUCAAAGAUUCGAUUCUUUGCGAGAGUGGUCGUUUUCUCGUCAACCGAGGCCAGCCCCGAGCAGACUAUUGGUCCAGCGGGCGUUUACCCAAAAUUGAAGGCAUUGAAGGUUCUGCUGGACCGUCUUGGUGAUAGUGGUGACCCUGUCUUCAGAUUCGGCUACCUAGUCAGUCUAGGGAACACCAAGGACGAGUACAAGAACGCAUUGAGCGUUUUGGAACAGUUCAACCGCUUUCUCGAGUCUCUCGACAAUACUAGACCAAUCGACGCAUCUACCAACACCCGGAAGGCUCCCAUCAACUCCUCAACAAGGGCAGAGAUCGAUAUAAUGGCAACGGGCUCUCUCGGCCAGCCUACGACAUGUUCAUAUCUUGUUGUUCGAGUGCAGCAGAACCUCACUGGCAUGAAGCGCAAUGUCUUGUCACCGAAGGGGCUUAACGAGGUGUGCCGAGCGGUCAGACAAUAUAAACAGACGCGGGAGCCCUUGCACAUGAUCCUGGGAGGCGAGAACCUCUUUGACAUGCGUGCCGCAGGUGGAUACCUCGAAUACCCGCCGUUCACUUGCCGCUUGUCACUAGGUGACUUGCUGGACAGAGGCUAUUUCAAAAGUGCCUACGAGGGUGGCUUAUUCACACCAAGAAGCAAGCGGGCCCUCGUCCUGAACCUCGCGCAGUGUCUUCUCUACCUCUUUGGGGGCAAGUGGCUUCAGCGAGAGUGGGAGGCCUUCAAUCUCGUAUUUCUCUGCGAAGAUGAGCAUCAAACUAGACGCCUUGUCGACAUGCAUCGGCCGUAUGUCCUUUGUUCCCUCUCACCUUUCGUCCCUACCAUCAGAGUUGUCCGCGAUAACUCAAGCGCUCCUCAUCACCCAGCGGUCCUGGCGUUCGCCAAACUCUUGGUCAACAUUGAGCGCGGCCGCAGGAUCUCAGAUGAAGAAUGCGAGUGGACAGAUGGUCGAGUAAACGAGUGGCUCACCAUCAGCACGAUUCUGAAGACCAAACUCUCUGGGUCACUUACGGGUCACUAUACAACGGCCGUCCAGAGUUGUCUGGACUUUUCGAGGAUGAGCCGUAGAGAUGCAAAUGAGACAGACGCAGACUACAUCUACCAAAACAUCGUGUUUCCUUUGCAGCAAGAGCUGGCCGACUACCCAAGAUCCCACUUGGAGCAUGUGGAACUCCAACUUCCUGUUACUGACUUGAAGGACGUCGCAGAGGCAACACGGACGUUUCCGGCGUCACCAGCCCUCCAUCUAGCUAGGACACCCAUAUGGAAGGCAUCGUCGCCGAUCCGAGAAGUGCCUGUGCAGGACAUAGCUUUUAGCGUGGUUCUUUUUGACGACUUUGAAAAUGGCGAGGAUAAUCCCGCAAGCCAACUCAUAAAUGAUCGGGCUGUCGACUUCUUCAGCCGCCUGGACAAAUGGAGAGACGGGCGACGGGCCAACCUUCGACUUCUCCAAGCUGGACUGGACAAUGAGGUCACCGAGUCGCGUCAAACCAGGAUUGCGAUUCUAGACACAGGCAUAGAUGUGACCAACCCCGUCUUUAAGGCGGCCCUACAGCGACUAAAAAGAGAGUGCGCCCGCCGUAAUAACCCCAUCAAAGUCACCGAAUCUUUCGUGGACGAUGAUUGGAGGGAUGGGGAUGGCCACGGCACCCUGACGGCGUCUCUCCUACUGCAGGUUGCUCCUACGGCAGACAUCUACGUGGGCAAGAUCGCUGCCGGAAGGACAACGGGCCAGUGCAAUGCCAUAGCCGAGGCUAUCACCAAAGCCAUCGACAAGAAGCAAUGGAAUGUCGACAUAAUCGUCAUGCCCUUUGGAGUCGACAGGGAAAGGGAGGUUGUUGAAACCGCCAUCAACAAUGCUUACCACCGGGGGAAGAUCUUGAUAGCAUCCGCAGCCAACUCCGGCGGCAACACGGGCAGAGCCUAUCCGGCAAAAGACGAACGCGUAAUUUGCAUGCACGCCUCCGACGGCAAUGGCAACGACUAUCACGGCAUCAACCCUUCCCCUUUGCCAAACACGGACAACUUUACCACCCUUGGCCUCGGGAUCAGGUUCUACUGGGCCAAUCAGGACGUGUGGAAGUCCGGGACGUCCUACUCAGCACCCGUGGCGGCUGGAAUCGCCGCGAAUGUCCUCGAUUUUGUCAGACACCCCGCCCUGGGCGGGAAGUUGCCUCCUGAACAACUUAAGGAGCUGGGAACAGGAGCGGGCAUGAGGAAAAUGUUUCGGCUGCUCGCUGGGGACGUCUUAAGACGGGGGUACAACUAUCUUGAGCCAUGGAGUCUGUGGAAGGAUGGGCUGGAUGAGGCGGAUUACUAG
Messenger RNA from Purpureocillium lilacinum, 2712 nucleotides. NCBI's taxonomy places the organism in Eukaryota, Fungi, Ascomycota, Sordariomycetes, Hypocreales, Ophiocordycipitaceae. The record is from RefSeq and is a predicted model, not a curated record.